UUGUGGAUUACAGGCAAAAUCCUCCAUCCAUAACCAAAGGCAAAUUGAAAAUGGUCCUGCAUGGACUGCAGUGGGGACUAAAUUACUUGUAGGCCUAGGACGCGUGCCGCGAUAAAUUUUAUCGAUUUGCGCGAUAAGCCCAUACAUUUAUCGUGAACCAGGAGGAGAGCGAGCGCGGGCUGCCGGCGUGCGGCGCGCGACAGGCAUGUGGGACGCUGCUGCAGCGCUACUGGCGACCACGCGCUCUGCUGCGCCUGUGUCGCUGCCGCAACCGCGCGCGCUGCCUGGCGCCCGCGCCGCCCGAGCGAACGAUGUCGCUCAACAACCACGCGGAGUUACAGUUUUGCUCGUCGACCACCGAUUGGCCUCAGUGUGGAUUCGGGGAAACAUCUCUUGUCGUUGAAUCCGAUUACGAUCGCAUGAAUCCAGACGAGUUAGAAGAGAUGCACCAUAGAAAUAUACAGCUCACUCCACCCAAUAUCACAGUCAACUGCCAAUGCCUACAGCCCUAUUACUGGAAGUUGAAAGCGAAAUCGGAGGGGACUCGAAGUUACCAGUGCGGUUUUCUACCAGUUUGCCGAACUGGGGAGUUUUGCGGCAAUGUAACCAGCGACUUGUACGCGUUAUACCAGUCGUGUCUGUGUCCACGUCAUCACAUCUGUGUGCACAACGGUGGCGUCGUUUAUCAUGAUAUAUCUGAGAUCCUGUACGAAGGACAAGGAUGGAAAGCUUACUGUCAAAAAGUAAAUGAUACUGACAGUUAUGAAGAUUAUUAGAAAUAGCUACAU
This is a messenger RNA of Ostrinia furnacalis (Asian corn borer), 788 nucleotides long. RefSeq lists its product as uncharacterized. NCBI's taxonomy places the organism in Eukaryota, Metazoa, Arthropoda, Insecta, Lepidoptera, Crambidae. Bases 312 to 776 code for a protein of 154 amino acids. The transcript is spliced from 2 exons. The record is from RefSeq and is a predicted model, not a curated record.